AUUCCAAGUGAACCAGCUAGUAAGCGAGAGAAACAAUACCGAACCACAUGGACCUACAACACUUGGAAAAAAGACCAGAUGUCCUAAAUGCUUUGGCUUUCUCCCAAGACUUUGCUAACAACAAGUUUUCUACGAAAGAAAACUUGUAUGGCUGGUUCAGCUCAUACAAGUCAUGCUUGAUGAGCCUCGGUAGUACAACCAAGCAAUCUCCGUUUCCAGAUCUUCAUGUCUUCAGAGCUGGCGACGUCGACGGACUUGCACAAGCCGUGCUCAAGGCCGCAGCAGAAGAUCAAAUGUCUAGAGAUUCUCUCAAACAACUGGAAAACGCUAUCACGGCGUUACGCGCCAAGAAGUCUGAGCUAAAGGUCAAGGGUUCACAACCGACUUGGAAAUUUAGUAUUGAACGGCAUGAUCCAGACAGAGCGCAUACUGACGACUGGACAGUAGUCAGCGUCCUUAGUUGUUACGUCUUGGAGUCACUGCAGCUGGAGCUCUACUGUGAGACGUUGAUGAUAAAACUGGACGUCAAAAAGUACAGUCAAGUCAAAGAUCAGGUGGAACAGUAUCUGCGAGACAAAGCACUAGAAUACGCACGAAACCUAGACAUCUAAGUUUGGCACCUAGAUACUCGCGCGCACGCGCUGUUUUAGCUAACUUUCGCGGUAGAUUAGAAUUUACCGAAUUAUACAUAAUUCAUCAAUAUAGGUAUGGCAAGGCCAGGGGGAACUCCCGUAUAACUGGUUCAAGGUCCCGUAUAAUUUAUCGAAGUCAUACUUA
Molecule: messenger RNA, 777 nt
Organism: Corticium candelabrum
Lineage: Eukaryota; Metazoa; Porifera; Homoscleromorpha; Homosclerophorida; Plakinidae
Exons: 1
Coding region: 48-611 (187 amino acids)
Source: RefSeq, a predicted model, not a curated record